AUGUCAAAUUUAAAUAGUGGUAGCAGUGUUGAAAUGUUUCCAACGGAACAUCGAGCCGUGCUGGCGCUCAUCGCACAUGCCGCCAAGGAGUGUGUACACACCAAAAGUGGCGGGGAUGUGUUUGACAUCCUCUGCGCAGCUGAACCAUCACUUGCGGAGUUAUAUCCAGAAGUUGCUUUACUGCGAGAAGUUAACAAUAUCCGUCGUGCACUUCGUGAUCUGCAGGAACAUGCAGUAGAGUCACGACCAUCUGUUUACCGUACUAUAUGUGUUUCUUUGGUGCACAUGCACAAAUUACUUCCAGAUCCAUUAUUUCUGUCUAUCGCUGGGGCAAUUGAGAAACUUCAAGAAAUGCAUCAACACUGUAGUGCUAUGGAGCCUUAUUUACUUGAUUUGGUGGAAUACAUUCAAUUGGUAUUAUUGCAAGAAACAAAAUCUCUACAGCGUCGUGGAGUAUCUAUAACGCUACGACUUCGAAAGGUGCCACCAUUCGUUGCGUGA
Molecule: messenger RNA, 501 nt
Organism: Trypanosoma theileri
Lineage: Eukaryota; Euglenozoa; Kinetoplastea; Trypanosomatida; Trypanosomatidae
Exons: 1
Coding region: 1-501 (166 amino acids)
Source: RefSeq, a predicted model, not a curated record